CGUAACUACAGGAGGUAGGCAAAGGAGACGGCGACGACGAAGAACAUCUUAUAGCAACGGAAAAAAGUUAGCACAUUCCAAAAACUUCAAAGACUGCUGUGUACGACAUCCUAUAUUACCGACUGCUUCUGUUUGAAUUGAACGGCAUCUUCAGAAUCUCGGCGACGCUAAUUUCUAACUCAUAUGGGAGAGGUCUAUUUCUAGAAUUUUUGUUUUUCUUUAAUAGAUUUGCCACCUACAUUGGCAUUUUUUCCCACUGCAAUCGAUUAUAAACUACAGUUUUGCAACCUUUCAGUGACAUGAACAUCUAACCAUAUUCAAGUUUGCCCUCAUCUCAAUAUCCAGAUAUCUCCACCUCAUCGACUCAAUAGUUAACCAUAUUCAAGUUUGCCCCUUUGAAACCAUCUGCUUGGAUUUUAUCGAUUCCAUUACCUAAAAAUAUGGUACAAUUUCAGUACGCCAGUACAUAUUAUGCAAAUGAAACACAAUUAAAAUCAGCAUUGUGAACUUUAUUGUUUGCCCAUUUUUUUGAUAAAUUACCCAUUUUAUGAUUCUACUGGGCCCUUUUCGCCUUUGCCCUACAAUUAUUCCUCCUCUUCGCUCUUUUGUUUCAUUGUUUGUUCUGCUUUGCACUUCUAUUCAUUGCAUUCUUCGUCGGUGAUUGUGCUCGUCCAGUUCGUCGGCCAUGUGUUCUAUCAUUUUCGUCAGAAAUCCUUUCUUAAGCCCUCCACUUUUCUCCUUUUUUGUUACCUUCGCACUUCGUUUUUAUUGUUCAUGUUCUCUGUCGUCGAGAUCUACUGUCUCAGGUUUAUUCUGGCUUUCAUAGUAAAUAAAUUGCUCUUCUUCCCCUCAUUUCUUGCUGGACGCAUAUUAUGCUUUUCCACUUUGCGACAACACUGUUUCCCUUAUUUGUGUUCGAGUAAAGUUCAGACUUUAUCCUCAGAGUUGCUACGACCUACAAUACUUGAAGAAGAGAUCCAGGUUUCCCAGACACCUACUUUCGAGGACAAAACCAUCAAUGAAUUGGUUGAAAUUGAUCCAGAUAUAUUCCAUGAAGGUAGAUGGUGGUUCCCAUCUUGCACUAAAUGCAACAAGUCUUCAAUUCAGACCUCUACUAAAUAUCGCUGCAUACGUGUGAUUGGACAGAAACUAAAUUUAGGCAUGUCACAGCCUUGCAUAUUCUAAUGCACUACAUGAUAUAGAGAUAAUUGCUUUGCGUAUCUACAACGACCAUCACUACUUUUGAAGCGCAAACGCUUUUAUGUACAUAUAACCAAACCGAUGAAACUUCUCUAGCUUAGUAUUUGUUUAUGCGAUCCUCAGCUCUGCUUUCUGUACCUAUGACGAUCAUCGUCACUUUUGCAAAGCAAAUGCUUUUGUGUACAUAUUACCAAGUUGAUGAAACCUUGCCAGUUUAGCGUCUGUUUAUUAUGAUCUUUAGCUCUUGGAAC
Molecule: messenger RNA, 1451 nt
Organism: Zea mays
Lineage: Eukaryota; Viridiplantae; Streptophyta; Magnoliopsida; Poales; Poaceae
Exons: 7
Coding region: 775-1185 (136 amino acids)
Source: RefSeq, marked predicted